UCCAUGCCAUCCUAACAUCUUUCAGCACUAGUCAUAAACAAGUUCUGUAUGUGGAUUCCUCUGUAUAAGGGUAACAUAUCUUUGUGAAAAAACUGAACAAGGCUGGCUUUCUUUCAUAAAAGUGCCGAAAACGCCCAGGUAUGUAUUAAGUACCCACUGAGAAUAGUCUUCCAGGGCAUUAUUUAAAGGGAUGACCUUUGGGCUAAAUAACAUGCCAUCAUUAAAGUAAAGGACUUGUCACAGUGCAGUACACCCACUUUGGCCAGUCCUGAUUAUUCCUGCCUGUCAAGACUCAGUCUGUGCUUAUUAUGUGAAAUCAACACUGCAAAAUGUUUAUCCUGGAACUCCAAAGUGGAGAAAAUUUUGAUUGCAUCGCUAACAGGAACUUGACGGAAGGAAAAGCUAAAUCGGCUCUGUCAAAAAAACAUUUACCUUAAACCUGUUUGCUUGAUUUCAUUUUGCGAGAACAGCUUGUUAUGGUACAUUAUGUUCUGUGUUUCAUUAUCAUUUCUCUUUAUUUUUCGAGACACAGAAAUACAAACAUGUUAUACAAAUCCCCAUGUGUGCCAAUCUUCUGUCCGCUGGAUGAAUGAAUGAGUUCAGGUAAUAGCUCAUUUGUCAUUCACAAAUAUCACAAGCACACACGCAUUUCCAGAGUGCCUCCUCACAAUGCAUUUCCCCCCAACCAAUCUCUCUCUUCUCUCCCUCUCCUUUCAUCUCGCCCUCAUCUCCCCUCCCACUCUAUGCUAGUGUGUGAGUAGCUCUCUCUCUCUCUCUCUUUCUAUGCCUCACAGACACGCACUCUGUCAGUGGAGGAGAGGGUUUUGAAAUCCAGCUGUAGCUCAAAGUGAUCGCCUCCUUGGGCAUAUUCAGCUAAGAGGAUUGUGCUCUUUUUCCCCUCGUACCACUUUUUUCGUUGUUCUGAAACUGUAGGAUUUUUCUUAUCUGCCACUCAGGUUUGUGAUAUAGUAAGUGUUCCGCUGAAGAAUAACUGAAGUUUUUCUUACAUGGCUGAAGCACCUGCCUAUGAUUCAUUUCCGCUUUUUGUACUGACGUGAUCUUUGUGUCCUAACAAACAUGACACAGCUUAAGUAAUUUUUUUUUUUUUUUGGUUUACUGGAAUUGUUUCAUUUUGCCAUUCAAGGGAUUCUUGCAGACAACGUGGUAGGGAGUAAACUCUUAGGAGAAAUCAUGAGCUGGACUCAUUAUAAAUGCUAAACUUCUGUCUGCUUGGAGCUUGUACGCCAUCUGAGGAAUCCAAUCAAGAAAUGACCACUGUCUCAAUGGAGCCCAUAGUGGCUAUGAUGGAGAAGGUUUCCAACGUCACUGAGCUUCCAGUAGAAGCUUCUAGUAAAGACAUGGCUGCCACCUUCACCAUUGGCACCAUCCUGUCCCUAAUGUGUCUGGUGGGUGUGUCUGGAAAUAUCUACACGCUGGUGGUCAUGUGCCACUCCAUGCGCUCGGCUGCCUCUAUGUACAUCUACAUCAUCAACCUGGCACUAGCUGAUCUGCUUUACUUACUCACUAUUCCAUUUGUGGUGUGCACACAUUUCCUGAAGGGUUGGUAUUUUGGAGACGCUGGAUGUCGGAUCCUCAUCAGCAUGGACUUCCUUACAAUGCAUGCAAGCAUUUUCACCCUUACUGUAAUGAGCACAGAACGUUACUUUGCCGUCCUCAAACCUCUGGAUACAGUCAAACGCUCUAAGAGUUACCGCAAAGCAAUCGCCCUCUUGGUGUGGACGGCCUCAUUGAUUCUCACCUUACCCAUGAUCAUCAGCGUCCAGCUGAUGACGGAAAGCUCCAAGCCAAUGUGUCAACCCACCCUAAGCCCUCUCUCAUAUAAAAUCUACAUCUCCUUUCUCUUUGGCACCAGCAUUGUAGCUCCAGGGGUGAUAAUCGGGUACCUAUACAUACGUCUGGCACGAACCUACUGGAUUUCCCAAACUGAGACUUUCAAGCAGACCAAGAAGCUCCCAAACCAGAAGGUCCUAUAUCUAAUCUUCACUAUUGUGCUCCUGUUCUGGGCCUGCUUUCUGCCUUUCUGGAUCUGGCAGCUUCUAGGUCAGUUUCAGCCUGAGCUGGAUCUCUCCACCAAGGCCAAGCGCAACAUUAACUAUCUGACCACCUGUCUGACCUACAGCAACAGUUGCAUCAAUCCAUUCCUCUACACCCUGCUCACCAAGAACUACAAGGAGUACCUCCGUAAAAAAAGGCAGAGGACAUGGUCAGCUGGCAGCUACCUCAACCGACGAAGCCGCUUCCAGCGGUCGCCCCGUCACUCCUUGUCCUCCAGCAGUCAGCAAUGCACGGAUAGCUUUGUGCUCGCUCACACUUCUCGCACCAACAACAGUAGCCUCUGAGAGAUGGAUGACUGUCUGGGGCAAGACAAGAGCAAAGCAAGCCAAGACGGCUGGUAUCUCCCUCCUUCAAACAGAAGAGGAAGAGCAAAGGAGGAGCAGAGCAGCCAAGAGAAGAAAAGCAAGUCAUGAGGAGUAUCCCUACAUUAAGAGGCCAGUGUGGGGUUGGAUUUGCCCUCAUCUCACCUGUUGAUUUGUUUCGAUGAUUUUUAAGAGGGAAAAACCGAUUCCCAGUUCAUCAGUUUUUUUUUAUAUAUAAUAAUUUUUUUUGACGAUCCAUCAAACUUUGUCAUCAAGGACCAAAUUUCAACGCAGGGAGAUGACCAAGUGAAAACUGUGACAACUUUUAUCUCCCCCUUUCCCAAGACACUCUGUUUGAUGAAAGUAAUUUCCCUCAAAUAACUGCAAUAGUAGCUAUCUAAAUCCUUCCAAACAUGACUCCUGCAAAAGAUGACAUCAAAAAGAAGGCGUUUUUUUCUAGUAUGAAAUCUGUUUCUCUCAUAUUUAUGAAAGAGUUUUGCUCUAUUUGAUCUCAUGGGCUGCGUUUGAAAUUAAGAUAUUCUAUUUUAUUUGCCUUUGAUGAUUUUAUGAUCUUCAUUGUAGGGUACUAAGUGGCAAUGCAGCCAUGGAAAGCCUGUUAGAACCCUACGGGAAGGACUUCCGAAUACGCUUUUAUUUUUCAGAGCACUGCAUUCCAUUACCCGGGCCUGUCAAAUGGUUUCUCUCUGAUCAGUAGGAUUCUGUCUCCUCCAUCCUAUUUCCUUGAGGCCGUCAAGACUGGAAGUUUUACGCUGACCUCAGACUGACCUGAGAGCUGUUUCUCCAAACAACAAUGCAGAUGAUGCUUGGCUUUGAAUUCUAAUGAGUUGGACAUUUAUACGUUCCAUACUGACAAGUCAGUACCCAUCCAUAUGGAAGGUCCGUACAGAUGAAAGAUACACUCAAUGAGCACACAUGCGCAUUGCAGAGAGAAACUGACCAACUUGGAAACUUCAACUUCAUGACUCCAAAGGAACAGAUUAUUUAUCUUUAUACACAAUGGCGAAAUGGCGCUUAUUAUUGUUGUUCAUUUUACACAAAAGAUAAACAGGAAAGUACUGCCCAAAAUCUGUUUCUUUGGUUUGUUGAAUCUGAGGAAUGCCUAUUUUGUUUUUGUACAGAGAGCUCAUAUAUACUUGGUAACACGUUAUGAUAAGGGGCAAUUUGUUAAAAAAUAUUUAACAAUUUGCAUUAAGGAUGCAUUAGCUAUCAUAAACUAAUAAUAAACAUAAAGCAUUUAUUAAUCUAGGUUAAUGCUAACUUAAUUAUA
Molecule: messenger RNA, 3666 nt
Organism: Cyprinus carpio (common carp)
Lineage: Eukaryota; Metazoa; Chordata; Actinopteri; Cypriniformes; Cyprinidae
Product: urotensin-2 receptor-like
Biological process (GO): regulation of blood pressure; blood vessel diameter maintenance; neuropeptide signaling pathway
Cellular component (GO): membrane
Molecular function (GO): urotensin II receptor activity
Source: RefSeq, a predicted model, not a curated record